Molecule: messenger RNA, 1542 nt
Organism: Fusarium keratoplasticum
Lineage: Eukaryota; Fungi; Ascomycota; Sordariomycetes; Hypocreales; Nectriaceae
Exons: 9
Coding region: 1-1542 (513 amino acids)
Molecular function (GO): heme binding; monooxygenase activity; iron ion binding
Source: RefSeq, a predicted model, not a curated record
AUGGCUCUUCUUAGUGUCCCGAUAUUGGCGGCAGCUCUUCUCGCGGCCGUGGUUAUUCACAACUUGCUUCGAGUAUACACUUCGCCUUUGUCAAAGAUCCCAAAUGCGGGCUUUGGCGCUGCUUACUCCAGGCUUGCUUGGGCCUUUCCCCAGGAGUACAAAGGAACGGCGACAAUUGACCUCCCCAAACUUCAUGAGAAGCUAGGACCGCUUGUUCGAAUUGGGCCCAAUGAAGUAUCCUUCUACUCUCGCGAAACAUACGAGACCGUGCAUAAGGUUGGAAGCAAGUUUAGAAAGGACCCAAGGGUGUACGGCGAGUUCGUUCAAGGUGGUCAUCCUGCUCUCUUCUCUAUAACAGACCCGGAACAGCAUGCCAAACGGAGAAGAAUCAUGGGCCAGCUGUUCAGCCGGACCAAGGUGCCGCAGCUGGAGAAGCUCAUCUCGUCUCACGUCAGUCGCUUCGUGCAGUUGAUCCGAGAUAAUGGUCCGAAUGUUGACUUGGCUGUGGCAUCCCGUGCACUUGAGGCGGAUAUCAUGUCUACCUUUUCAUUCGGCAAGUCAAUUGAGGCUAUUGACUCUUGGGCGAGCGGCAAAGAGCUAGAGAUGGUCGCCAAAAACGACUUAAAGGCCACCUGGAUGCCAGUCCUUACUAACUUUCCCCUUCUGUGCGAACUGUUGGAACAACUUGAGGACGUGAUUUUCCGUGUCACUGGCGUCAGGAGUGCGUACACGAAAGGACUCGCAGAAUUCCAGCAGUGGUGCCGGAAUUCAUGGAAGUCGGCUCUUUCAGAAGACUCUGAACUUGACGAACCUACCACUACGUCUCCCAACCUGAUCAAGUCCCUCUGCAACUCUGGUCUACACGCUGAAACUGCCCUGUCUGAAGCCAAAGAGAAUCUGGGACCGGGGACUGACACGACAUCUGCGACGCUUGCUCACAUUCUGUGGGCUCUGGCCCAAAACCCCGACUAUCAGAAGGCUUUAUAUGAGGACUUGGCGGCCGUCUCCUUUUCGACUGAUAUGACGACUUUGGAAAGCGUGCAUCGUCUUCAGGCCUGCGUGAAAGAGGGUAUCCGGUGGGCUGGCGCGGCAGCGGCGAUGCUUCCGAGAAUCGUGCCGCCAGGGGGCAUUGAGCUGCAUGGAAAGUUUAUCCCUGAAGGGACGGUCCUCACCUCAUCUCCUAUCUGGUACCAGCAUGACAAGACGGCGUUUCCCAACCCACAGGUGUAUAACCCCUAUAGAUGGUUGACAGAUGACUGCCGAGGGAUGAGUGAGGAUAAACUUCGCGAUCGGUUCUAUAUCCCUUUCUCCAGAGGCGCGAAUAUUUGCAUGGGAGCACAUUUUGCAUACCUGGAGUUGUACAUCUCUGUAUCUCAAGUCAUCCGCAACUUUCAUCUUGAGAUUUGCAACUCUGCUCAAUGUUCAACGCUGGGGAAGGAUGAAGAAACCAAUUGGACACCAGUUCUUUUACCGAAGCGGCGGGAAUGGGUCGCUGCUGUUCCGACGGAGAAGCUUGAGGUCAAGAUGUUUCCGAGGCUGUGA